Molecule: messenger RNA, 6454 nt
Organism: Rattus norvegicus (Norway rat)
Lineage: Eukaryota; Metazoa; Chordata; Mammalia; Rodentia; Muridae
Source: RefSeq, a predicted model, not a curated record
UGUGUGUAGUGUGUGUAGUGUGUGAAGUGUGUGUGUAGUGUGUGUGUAGUGUGUGUGAAGUAUGUACGUGUGCGUAUGUGUGUGUCUGUGUGUGUAGUGUGUGUGAAGUGUGUAUAUGUGUCUGUGUGUAGUGUGUGUGAAGUGUGUGUGUCUGUGUGUGUGAAGUGUGUGUGCGUGUGUGUGUGUGUCUGUGUGUGUCUGUGUGUGUGUGUGCACGCAUACAUUUUGAGACAGGGUAUCAUGUAGCCCUGCUUAGCCUUAAACUUACUAUGUGGCAGAGGAUGGUUUUGAACUUGAAUUUAGGGUCCUAGGCCUGUGCCACCACACCUGGGUUAUGUGGGAUUGAACUCAAGGCCUUGCGCAUGCUAGGUAAGCCUACUGAUGGCACAGAUCUGAAAAUAGAAAGUUAGUGUAAAACAAGACUGAAGUAACUCGUUAGGAUGAACUCGUCUUACAGAUUGUAAGGGUGUUUGAACUGUAUGUUUGGGGAAUGGAGGGAGCCAGUGGAACUCUUUAAAAAUCUAUGUGGUAAGUGGCUUUUUAGAUCUCCUGACCUUUCGGAGUCAUCUUAGAUGUCUGGGUUGUUUUUUGUUUUUUUUUUUCUUAUCUUAAUAAUUCUCCUUGCCUUCUAGGUUUUCUUGAGCAAUUGUGUAGUGUUUAGACAGCAUAAUCUUUUAUAAUUCGUUUUUAGUUGCUUUGUGUCCAAUUCUAUUUUCCACUGCUGUGCUUUCGUUUUGUGUAGUUAUUUAUUGUGUUAUCAUGAAAUUACUUUGGUGAACUGAGACCAGUAUCUUUGAAAAGUGAAAUAGAUUAGACAAUAGAAAUGUCAAUAUACAUUGAUUUAUGAAGCAUUGAUCUUACAAGUGUAGAUCUCUUUUCCUGUUGACCUGGCAACAUUCAUCAAAGCACAAAUGCACGCGACCUUUGACCUAUCAAUAGGGAAUCUCAUCCAAAUAUAUAUAAUCGCAUAUGUGCAGAAAUGAUGUAUGGACUGUGUAACUCAUUGAGCAUUGUUUUUAGUAGCAAAAGACUGGCAGUAGCCCAAGCGUUUAUCAGCAAAGGACUUCUUUUUGGAUUACAGAACAGUUCAUACAGUGAAACAAUCAGUUGUCAACAAGAACGAAGAAUGAUUCUAUGUCCUGAUGUUGAAAGAUGGCCAGGGUGUAUACUCAAGGAGAAGAAAAAAAGCCUGGUGCCAAAAGAACACUGCAUAUGACGUGCCACCCUUUGCAAGAAAAAGGACUGUAAAAUCAUCAUUCGUAUUUACUUGCACAGCCAUAAAGAAACUCGGGGGAGAGAUAGUAUGGGCUCAGAUCUGGGUGGAGGGACCACUCACUAAAUGGGUAUUUGAUUUUCCCUUGGUAAGAAUACUUGGGGUUACCAUCUUCAUAACUUUUUUUCAAGACAGGGUCUCUUGGGCCCAGGUUGGCCUGAAACUUGCCAUAGAGUUGAAGACAACCUUCUGCUUCUGAUCCCCCUGCCUCUACCUCCUGAUUCCUGGGAUCACAGGAUUGUACCAUCAUGCCCCGUUUAUGAGAGCUUGGGAGUCGAAUGCAAAGCUAAGCAAACUGUCUACCAGCUGAGCUGCGUACCUCCCCACAUCGUCACACAACUUCUCGCUCACAGUAAAUGGAAGAGCUGGAGGGCGGUUUAUCCCAGACUCGGAAAGCACACAGAAUAGAGCAGAUGGUGGCAAGGUGGCUUCGGCGCUCCCGGGACAGCUCAGCUCGGGCUAAAGUCGCUGCCGCUGAUGGGCCACCCGGGAAUCCAGCCCAGGCGCUCACGGCAGUGCAGCACACAGUGACACUAGACAAAGAUGUCCUCCUCCAGAACUAUGGAUUCCACAUUUCUGAGACUCUCCCCCUCACAGUGGUGGCUGUCACAGCAGGCGGCUCUGCUCACGGCAAGCUUUUCCCUGGUGAUCAGAUUCUCCAAAUGAACAAGGAGCUGGCUGAAGAUCUUUCGUGCGAACGAGCGGUCGAUAUUCUUAGAGAAACGGAAGAUGCUCUUUCAAUUACAGUCGUCCGCUGCACAUCGGGAGUCCCCAAGUCGUCCUUCUUGACUGAGGAGAAGAGGGCCCGGCUGAAGACCAACCCGGUGAAGGUGCACUUCGCUGAAGAGGUGCUGGUCAGUGGGCACAGCCAGGGGAACUCUCUGCUUUGUAUGCCCAACGUGCUCAAGGUGUACCUGGAGAACGGACAGACCAAAGCUUUCAAGUUUGAGGCAAACACAACUGUGAAGGACAUCAUCCUCACGGUGAAGGAGAAGCUGUCCAUCCGAAGUAUCGAGUACUUUGCACUGGCCCUGGAAGAACAGUACAGCAUCUCCCGCCUACACCUUUUGCAUGAGGAGGAGCUCAUCCAGCAGGUGGUGGAAAGGGAAGAAUCACAGGACUCCCGCUGCCUCUUCAGGGUGUGCUUUGUCCCCAAGGACCCCCUGGACCUGCUCAAAGAAGACCCUGUGGCCUUUGAGUAUCUCUACCUACAGAGUUGCAGUGAUGUCCUUCAGGAGCGCUUUGCCGUGGAGAUGAAGUGCAAUUCUGCCCUCCGGCUUGCAGCCCUGCACAUCCAGGAGCGGAUCUAUGCCUGUGCCCAGCCACAGAAGAUCUCUUUGAAGUACAUAGAGAAAGACUGGGGAAUAGAGAAUUUUAUAUCUCCAACUUUACUCCGAAAUAUGAAAGGCAAAGACAUCAAGAAAGCCAUUAGUUUCCACAUGAAGAGAAACCAGAAUUUGCUGGAACCCCGGCAGAAGCAACUUAUUUCUGCUGCUCAGCUACGCUUAAAUUAUCUUCAGAUCCUUGGAGAACUCAAGACGUAUGGCGGGAAAAUCUUUAAUGCUACUCUGAUGCUACAGGAUAGAGAAUCCUACAUUGCCCUUCUGGUGGGGGCCAAGUAUGGGAUUAGCCAGAUCAUCAAUAGCAAACUCAACAUCAUGUCCACGCUGGCAGAGUUUGCCAACAUCAGCCGUGUGGAGCUGACGGAAGAGUCUGAGAAAGUGAGCGUGGUCAAGAUCUACCUUCAGGACGUCAAGGUUCUGACUUUGUUGCUGGAAUCCAGCAGUGCAAAAGACCUGACCUGCUUGAUAGCUGGGUACUACAGGCUGUUUGUGGACCCGGCCAACCCUGUUUUCCUCUGGUCUGGAAACAGACAGCAGACUCACCGAGUGUCUGCUGAAGAAGGCUACGAGUCCAGGGCCUGCAGCGACUCAGAGGAGUCCUCUGAAGUGGAUUGCGUACUGGAGCCCCUUUCUGACCGAUGCCUGGUGAAGCUGAGCCUCUGCAGACCGUUCGUCAGAGAGGAGCAGCGGCCUGGAGACAGCCCCACACCUGAGGUGACCAGGAGAGGCCCAAGCACCUGCGGGGCCAGCAGCAUGACAGACAGUGCUGAAUCCGAGGCAUCGGACUCAGCCAACACCGAGAGCCGAGGCUGCAGGACCAGUGGGUCUAGUGAGUCCAUGGACGCCCUUGAAGAGGAUGACUUGGAUGCAUGCUCCUCCAGCGGGACCAGCUUCUUCCACUUCGGCCCACCAGGCUUCUCAAAGGACCUUGAUACCAACAGCCAAGAGGAAAACAGCAGGGUCGAGACCAGUGGUUUCCUGUGUUUGCUGGAUCUGGCCCAGAAUGCCACUUCUCGGUGCCAGAAGAUAGAAGGCCCCCAGAGCCUUGCUUCGGAGGCCUGCAGCUGGGGACCAGAACUGAGCAUGGGCAGGCUAGACCCCAGGUUGUAUGAGGGCAGCCGGACGGACUACUAUAGCCUGUGUUCCAGCGUCUCCCCAGGCAGCCACCUGAGUGACUCAGGCUCAGAGAGCACAACCUCCCGGCAGGGAGCUGCACCUCCACCGUGGUGCCCACAGGACUGGAUGGAGACUCAAUCUGGCUCCAUGCUGGAAACCCUGGCCCUGCCUGCUCUGCCCACACUGGCCUUGGAGGAUGGCAGCUCUGAUGAGGAAUACUAUGAUGCAGCUGACAAGCUCACACCGCCAGACACACUCUCAGGGCCCAGAGCUGCUGAUCUGAGUGCCAUGAGAUUGCAGAGUCAUUCUAGAACCCGUGGCUCCGAGGAAAGCCUGCAUCCGGACCCAGAGGGAGGAGAGCCAAGCAGGCAGGGAGGGGUGAAGAAGUAUGCCAAGUCCCCGAGGAAAAGAAGGUCUUUCCUACAGACAGAUCACACCUCCCAGGUCUCCUUCCCCAUGGAGCCAUCCGCCUCCCAAGAGAACAUGGAUGAUGUGUGCUACUAUGACAGAGAGCCCUACCUGAGCCUCACUGCCCCCUCCCCAACUGUGUCCUCCCUGCAGGACAUGAAAAGUGAACCAGGCCUCCUGGAGACCAAAGCCUUGGGGUUGCUGGCUUCCCUGAGGGAGACAAAGAGCAAAAAUCCAGCCUCCAGGAUCAUGGAGAUGGAGCCUGAGACCAUGGAAACCAAGUCUGUCAUUGACUCUCGAGUGUCUUCUAUCUCUGCCAUUCGCCUCCGAAUUGACCCGGGCAACACAGAGAAUCUUGAGGCCAGUCCCUCGGCUGUCACCACCGAUGGUUCCUCAGCAAGCAUCCCUCACAACCCCCAUCCUUCCAACCCAGGUUCCUCCAGCCCACAGGCUGCUCAGGUCAGGCCCCUUCAAAGCAUAUCUCCAGGUCAAGACGCAGGGGGUACCACCCCCAAAGGGCUCACUGCAGAGCCUCAAGACAGCACCUUCCCCCUCUCUAGUGCUGACCCUAAUCCAGACACCCCAGGGCCGCACCACGCCCCCCAAGGAGACACCUCAGAGCUGGAAGAAGUGCGAUCAGAAAUGGGGUCAGGAUCUGUUUUAAUAAACCACAUACAAGAGGUUACCCCCCAAAUCGCAGGGCCCUUGUGUCCCAGCGAUGGGCCUACUACUAGUGGGGAACACGGAGUGACUUCGGAAGAGAUGGCCUUGGAUGCAGCUGAAGUUAGGCAGGAAAAUGCCCCCAGCCUGUUCCAUAAGGGGUUUGGGAAGGACUCAGGUCAUUUCAAGGGUGACGGGUUAGAUAAUAUUCCACAGGCCCUCGACGAUGCAAAUGCUACAACUGGUGAAAUAGGAAGCUCCCUCUGCUCAGAGCCUCCUGCAACAGGUCUGGGACGAAUCUCUCCCAACUCUGAAGGGGAAAACCAAGUAGCCCAGGAGCAGGAGCUGUUGGCCGAACUAGACUUGGGCCCUAAUUUCUUACUUGGGGAGCAGACCAUUCAGUCAGCCGUCCUUCCAGAGCUGGUCGAGGCAGAGCAGCUCGACCACGUGAUAGGAGAAGACUCGGUCCCCGUGGACACUUCUCAGCAGGUCUGUGUCCAUACAGUACCACCCCUGCCAAAGCUUUCCCCGUGUCAAGAGGAGCCCCGCUCAGCAGAUUCAGGCCAUGGCUCCCCAGCAGAAAGCAAAGGUGACAGUCCUAUCACUUGCCUUCCGCCUGAGAGGUCUUUCCUGUGCUUCGCCCCAGAGAGCCAACCUGAAAGCUCCAACAGUCUCAGUAGGGUCACCUCCUUCAGUUUCGCUGGCAUGAAUGAAGUGGUGCCUGCCGGGAUUGGCAUAGAACACUGCCGAUGUCAGUUCCCCUAUGCCACAUGCUUCCGUGGUCUGCAGCCUGAGACAGAGGAAGAAGACGGGGACCCACAGUCACACCCUGCCGCCCCUCUUACCUCACCACCCUCUGCAGGAAGCCAGGUGACCCUGCCCUGGAGGGCAGCCCGUGCCUACAGCUGCACCACACCCCUGCCCAGGAAAAGCCACAUCUGGCCAGAGUACUGCUCCAGGGCUCUGAGGCAGCUGAAAACUGCCCCUGCAAAUGCCCCUGAGGGCUUUGUCCAACUCACAGAGAGCCUGCUGGAGCUACAGGACAUUUUAGAAGCCUCCUGGGGGGUUGGAAACAAACACCCCCCUGACAAGUGCACCUGGCAUUUUUCAGAAAGCCGGAGCCGCCUGUGCAUGGGCUCACAGAAGCUCCUAUCCAGCUGUCAGCAUGUGAUCAGAAUGGACCAGUCCCCUGAGGAGAUGCAGGGUGCUGUGCGGGUCACUUUCCAGCACCUGGUCCAGCUGGCCGGCCUCUGCUUCCAGUUCACAGACUGUAGCCGCUGUUCCACCCGGCACAGGGAAGUGGCCGGGAACCUGAGGGACGUGGUAUAUACCUACCACCAAUUCGUGGAGGCCGCAAAACUCACCUGUGAGAGAGGUUACCAUGACCUCAGUGUGAAACUCUUGGCCCGCCAGUGCACGGCCCUCACAGCUGCUGUAUUCUGUUUGACCCAGAAGUUCCGGGCAUCCACUGCUCUGUGAACAGGUCACCGACACAGAGCCUUUACCUUGCCUGGAAGGUUCUCCAAGGAGCCUCUUCUAGUUCACCCACUCCUUUAAAUGUUUACGUCAUAGAGUAUUAAAAUAAACUGCUGCUUAAUCUUGUCUUGUUCUGAGCGAUGGUAAAUUUGGAUUAAAAAUGUUCCCUCAUGCUCAA